AGCUGUUGUUUGGUGUUGAGUAGUUGUGCAGUGAAACUUGAAUACAAACUUAUCAGAGGCUUUGAUUUGAAGGAUCAUGUUGCCAAUGGAGUUGUCUUCUGUGUAUUUAGGUUUGAGUGUUGCAGCUGGAAUUGCCGGUAAUGUCUUUGCAUUUGUGUUGUUUGUCUCUCCGAUACCAACAUUUAAGAGAAUCAUCCGAAACAAGUCAACGGAACAAUUCUCAGGAUUGCCUUACAUAUAUGCCUUUCUGAAUUGCUUAAUAUGCCUCUGGUAUGGCAUGCCUGUUGUCAAGACUGGGAUCAUAUUGGUAGCUACAGUCAAUUCAUUUGGAGCAGUUUUCCAGUUAAUCUACGUUAGCAUUUUCAUCGCGUAUGCUGAAAAAGAAAUAAAGGCAAGGAUGCUGGGAUUGUUACUGGUAGUUCUUGCUAUUUUUGGAUUGAUAGUGUUUGUGAGCAUAGGAGUUUUAGAUUACGAUGAAAGGCAAACUUUUGUCGGGUAUUUGAGUGUUGUUUCACUCAUCUCAAUGUUUGCUUCUCCGCUGUUUAUCAUAAAACUGGUGAUCAAAACAAGGAGCGUGGAGUUCAUGCCAUUCUAUCUUUCUCUCGCAACCUUCUUGAUGAGUCUCUCCUUUUCUGCAUACGGAGUGUUUAAGGAAGAUCCAUUUCUAUAUAUUCCAAAUGGUAUUGGAACAAUUCUGGCUAUUAUCCAGUUGGUUUUGUACUUAUACUAUAGUGAUCUAUGUAAAAAGGACUUGAGAGAACCCUUGAUCACAUAUGUGUGAACAAACUCGAAUUACUGAAGACGUGAUCAUGAAUACGUCAUUUGUACCUGUUUGGAGGAAGAGGCUGCAAUGGAAAAUCCAUAACUGGAAAGAGAAGCAGCACUAAAUAAGAUACUUCACCUCAGCACAGAAAAUGUCCAUGAAAGAAAAAUAUCAUGUUCCACUUAUCCACUCUGUUCAUGGCCAGUAAGUAACUAAGUAUUAGGUGAAAAGUAGUACCAGAUUUUGUAAGGAUUAUAGUUCUGCUGAGUCUGAAAUUCCUUGUUUUGUACAAAGUGGUUCAAGUUUGUUUGGAUAUUUGUCAUAC
Molecule: messenger RNA, 1088 nt
Organism: Argentina anserina (silverweed cinquefoil)
Lineage: Eukaryota; Viridiplantae; Streptophyta; Magnoliopsida; Rosales; Rosaceae
Product: bidirectional sugar transporter SWEET2a-like
Exons: 6
Coding region: 77-781 (234 amino acids)
Biological process (GO): carbohydrate transport
Cellular component (GO): membrane
Molecular function (GO): sugar transmembrane transporter activity
Source: RefSeq, a predicted model, not a curated record